Planococcus citri (citrus mealybug) is the source of this 973-nucleotide messenger RNA. Its product is annotated as PRKR-interacting protein 1 homolog. The record is from RefSeq and is a predicted model, not a curated record. Gene Ontology annotation, cellular component: nucleolus. Gene Ontology annotation, molecular function: protein kinase inhibitor activity; protein kinase binding; double-stranded RNA binding. Gene Ontology annotation, biological process: negative regulation of protein kinase activity. The transcript has 3 exons. Bases 101 to 703 code for a protein of 200 amino acids. Lineage: Eukaryota; Metazoa; Arthropoda; Insecta; Hemiptera; Pseudococcidae.
CUGUUGUUUUCAAAAUUUUUUUGAUAAUUUUUGAAAUUUCUGAAAAAGUUUUGAAUGUUUUGAAUUUGGCAUAAAAGUUUGUGUUUCUAUUGCAUUUACGAUGUCGAACUCAGACUCCGAUUCUGAUGAUGCUCCUCCUCGAGUGCUGAAAAAUGCCUACGAUCUUCAACGCAUGAAACUCGAAAAACUCAUGAAAAACCCGGAUAAACCUGUCGUCAUACCAGAUCGUCCCAAAGAGAAGAAAGCGUUAUUCGUGCCUGAUUUCGUUCGAAAUGUUAUGGGAUCCAGUGCAGGAGCUGGUAGCGGUGAAUUUCACGUCUAUAGGCAUCUUCGUCGGAAAGAAUACGCUAGACAGAAAGCAAUAUCCGAAAUGAGUGAAAAGGAAAGAUUGGACUACGAAUUUCAAGAAAAACUCAAGGAAAACCAAAGAAAAGCCGAAGAGAAGACUGCUAAAAAGAGGCAAAAAAGAUUGAAAAAGAAAGCUCGAAGGAAAGAAAUGCUCAAAAAGCAAAAGUUACAGAAACCAAAUCAAAAGCAAGAAUCUUCAGAAAGUGAGAGUAGUGACUCCGAUAGCGAAGACGAUUCUAAAAAAGAUCCCGAACCAGAUCAGUCUGAAAAAUGUCAAGAAAAUAGUAAAUGCGAUGAUACUGCCACCUCUAAAAAUGACGACGAAAAAAAAUCGAAUGAUGAUAAUUCUUCGUGAAAUGAGGAUGAAAUGAAUUUUUGAUCUGCAAACGGGACUGUCGUAAAUUGAACAUUACCCGGAUCCAUACGAAUAUGUAUUGGUACUGGAUGUUAUUCGUGAAGCUUAAUUUUUUGCCAGGAGUAUCAAAGAUUGUAUCAACGAAUGUUUUCAACGAUGAGAUGUUUUCUUGUUAGAUAUGAUUUAUUUUACUUUUCAAAUGACUGUUAUUACUAAUCACCUGGGCUAUGUUAUUUAUCAUGCGAAUACAUGCUGAUCUCGUACAGGUUA